Molecule: messenger RNA, 1685 nt
Organism: Salvelinus sp. IW2-2015
Lineage: Eukaryota; Metazoa; Chordata; Actinopteri; Salmoniformes; Salmonidae
Product: basic leucine zipper transcriptional factor ATF-like 3
Biological process (GO): regulation of transcription by RNA polymerase II
Cellular component (GO): nucleus
Molecular function (GO): DNA-binding transcription factor activity, RNA polymerase II-specific; RNA polymerase II cis-regulatory region sequence-specific DNA binding
Source: RefSeq, a predicted model, not a curated record
AUGUACUGGGCCGUUCGCACUACCCUCUGUAGUGCCUUGCGGUCGGAGGCCGCAGCUAUGCUCCCAUUACACCCUCUUCUAUCCAACAUAAGUGUAUAUUUCAUAUAUGACCACGGUUAAGAGUGACUGGUGAGAGAUGUGUCUGCUGUAAAGUCUCUCCAGGUGGUGCAUCAGGGGGCUAAGGGUCUGAGACAGGUGCUGAACAUGCGUCCUACAGCCAAGUCCCUGGAGGUGUUUGGGGAGGUGUUCAGCAGCAGGCCCAACAGAGAGGACAAGACAUAUAGCAGGACCAGACCACCCAUCAAGAGAGCCAUAGAGCAGGCAGAGCUCAGGAACAACUAUGCUCCUAUUUGUGCAGGAACAACUAUGCUCCUAUUGUGAUUGGAAGGAUGCAGUACUGUAGUAUUUCAACAGUGAUGGGGUUUAUGUUCGCAGAAGUCUGUGAUACAAUAUCGCCCUCACAUGGUGGAUAACGGGAACUGCAUACCGUAUGUAUAAUGUAUACACCUCUAUAGAAUCACUUUAAAACAGUCCCCUUUUUUGCUAUUAUUUUGUAUACAACAUUUGUCAUAGCGUUGAGGUCAUCCUCAGUUGUAGGCUUAUGAGAAUAUAAGAAUACAAGCUGUAACAGCCAGAUUGAACAUAGCAUUAAAAAAAAAAAAUCUUAAUCUUUCUGAAACAUUGUGGGAACGAGCAUCUGGUCCUAAAAUGUAAAGAAAAUGUAUAAAACAUGUUGUUUUGAAUAACAAACCUAAAUCUAUUUUAAACAAUUUAACAAGCACUUUUAAAAUAAAGUAAAGUAUGUGCUGCUUUGCUCUUGUCCCAACGCUCAAAGGGCGUCACACACUAUUUAGCACGUGAUUUAAAAUAAAUAUUGGCGUCUUCAAUGAAGCGGCAAGUGCACUUUGAACAACUGAAACUGUUUGUCUCUUGCAUGCAAAUCCGUAUCACUUUUGUAGAUUAUAUAUCUUGGAACUUGCUACCUUCAAAAGCGACUUUUUUUUUUUAAUACAUUUCAUAUUUUAAAUAAUCGAUAUAGGCUAAACUUAUUGCGUCUGGGAUGUCUGACUGCGAUAUUUCUAGCGGCUUUCUGCAAAUCAAUGAUCAAAGCAGUUUUAUGCUUCAAAGAUGCGAGAGCUCUGGUGAUGAAGAUGAUGACUGGAGACUAAAAAGAAGGGACAAUAACAGGGUGGCAGCACAGAAGAGCCGAAAAAGACAGACACAGAGAGCAGAUGAGCUGCAUAAGGCAUAUGAGUGUCUGGAUCAGAAGAACAGGCGGCUGAAGAAGGAGGUACAGUUUCUGUCUGAGGAGCAAAGGCGUCUGACUGAGGCACUCAAGGCCCAUGAGCCUCUCUGUCCAAUCAGGCACUGUGUUCCCACCCUCGGGUCAGGGCCCUGGGAUGUAGGGGUCCUCUCCAGUCUGCCCAGAUAGCCACCAUACCAUGCAAAGACCACAGAGACAAACCAACAUGGGAGACUUGUAAACAGUUAACAGGUUAGAUUAUGCAUGUCCUCUGUCCUUUGUACUCUCUGUGUCAAUUAGUUUUGUAUAGCUUGAAUCAAGUUGUAAUCAAAUAAUUAUAGGAUGAAGUAAUGAGCUUUGUUUCAGAUGUUCAAAUUGCUUGUCCUGUUUAAAAUGUUUUGUAUAAUAAAUUGCAAAUACAUUGCAUAUCCCUCUGCCAUGA